AUGCACACAUUUUCCACAUUACCUGUCGAACUACUUUAUCGAAUUAUGGAUCAUCAAAAUGACCGGACGCUAUUUUGUUCAAUGCAAAAUAUCUGUCGACGGCUCAAUCAAAUCCUGAGUACUUACCAGCGAUAUCAAACACUCACCACACUUGACCUCCGUAGGAACUGGAUCGGUGCUAAACGAGCACAACACGUUGCUAAUGCCCUGCGAACGAAUACGACACUCACCACACUUAACCUCAACCAGAACGGAAUCGGUGAUGAAGGAGCACAACACAUUGCGGAUGCGUUGCGAACGAAUACGACACUCACCACACUUAACAUCGACGAGAACCAAAUCGGCGAUAAAGGAGCACAACACAUUGCGGAUGUGUUGCGAACGAAUACGACACUCACCACACUUGACUUCGGUAAGAACCGAAUCGGUGCUGAAGGAGCACAACACAUUGCGGAUGCGCUACGAACGAAUACGACAAUCAUCACCCUUCAACUCUGGUACAACGGAAUCGGCGAUGAAGGAGCACAACACAUUGCGGCCGUCUUGCCAACGAAUACGGCACUCACCACACUUCACCUCAGUUUGAACGAAAUCGGUGCUGAAGGAGCACAACACAUUGCGGAUGCGUUGCGAACGAAUACGACACUCACCACACUUCACCUCAAUUCGAACGAAAUCAGUGCUGAAGGAGCACAACACAUUGCGGGCGCCUUGCGAACGAAUACGACACUCACCACACUUAACCUCAACCAGAACGGAAUCGGUGAUGAAGGAGCACAACACAUCGCGGAUGCGUUGCGAACGAAUAGGACACUCACCACACUUGACCUCAGUUCGAACAAAAUCAGUGCUGAAGGAGCACAACACAUUGCGGAUGCGUUGCGAACGAAUACGGCACUCACCACAGUUGACCUCAGUUCGAACGAAAUCGGUGCUGAAGGAGCACAACACAUUGCGGAUGCGCUGCGAACGAAUAGGGCACUCACCACACUUGACCUCAGUUCGAACCAAAUCGGUGCUGAAGGAGCACAACACAUUGCGGAUGCGCUGCGAACGAAUACGACCCUCACCACACUUCACCUCCGGUGGAACGCAAUCGGUGAUGAAAUAACUCAACAUAUUGUAUAUGCAUUGGUAAGGAAUAUAAACGCCAAGAUGGUAUAG
Adineta ricciae is the source of this 1164-nucleotide messenger RNA. The record is from the annotation of a GenBank genome assembly. NCBI's taxonomy places the organism in Eukaryota, Metazoa, Rotifera, Eurotatoria, Adinetida, Adinetidae.